CGAGCAAUGUGAUAUGGAAUUGUUCUGGAAUAUCUUCUUUUCUCUAUAACUCUCCUCCACACUGUUAUAUCUAGACCUGACACGCCUCGUGGUAUGAGACUGCAAGAAAACAAGCUGUCAUGAGUAAGAAGUUCAAAUCUCAGGCUUCAAGCAGCCGAGCUGCCACUGGCGCCUUUGGCUCCGGGGCGUUUGGUGCUUUCUCCCAAACAAGUGCAGACAAAGGAGCUGUUCCUUCAUCGUUAUCUUACAUUUUUGAACCGCCGGACUUGUCAUUGAUAUCCCAACCACAUGUGGUUGUUGCGUUCAAAAAUCUGUCGAAGAAAGACAGUAUUACCAAAUCAAAAGCCCUGGAAGAUCUUCUAGAUUUUAUCUGUGGCUCUGAGACCCAAGGAGUGAGGCCGGAAGAAGGCUUUCUAGAAGCUUGGGCUAAAUUAUAUCCUCGCAUCUCUAUAGAUGCAUUGCGGAGGGUUCGUCAGCUUGCUCAUACACUUCAAGGAUACAUAGUGUCAACGACCGGAAAGCCGAUAGCCCGCUUUCUCCCAAGAGUGAUUGGGGCAUGGCUCGCAGGCCUAUACGACAAUGACAAGUUAGCUGUCAAAGCUGCCCAGGACUCAAUCCUUCGUGCUUUCCCUACCGAAGAAAAGAGACAGGCUAUCUGGAAUAUUUACCAAUCGGCAAUCCUUGAAUUUGUGGUUGACGCCGUUGUUCAGCAAACGCCUCUUACCCUGAGCGACGAACGAACCGUUAGCCCCGAUGAGGCGAAAGCGAAGCAUGCACGUGUAGUUGCUACUGCUCUACGAAUCCUCGAUAGGUUAUUAGCCAAAACAUCAUCGGAGAACCUGGAGAAAGAUUCCAGUCUGCUUCAAACGGUAUUUGAGAGUCGUGCCUUGUGGCAAUUUUCGCACCAUGAAGAUCCUUUUGUGCGCCGAUCUUUAUACGAGCUAUGCCAAACAUCUAUUUCUGUGGCCAGCAGUUAUAUUGAAUGGAAGACGAUAAGUGCACAGCUACUCUCAAAAUCUUUGGCUAUCGACCAAUACGGGUCAGCAGCUGCAUUCUCGAAUGUUUUACUGGCUUUGACACGAUCCAACCCCCAAGUAUGGACUAUUUCCUAUUCCGGAAAGACCGCUGCUUCAAAACGGCUCCUCCAAUACAUUAAAAAAGGUUCUCAAGGUGCUCCUCCUUUGUUUUGGCAGAAUCUCCAGGAUUUGGUUCAGAUUAUUCCAAUAGAGGUUAUAAUUGCGGGGUCUCAAGAUAUGAAGACCAAAUUGGAGUCUGCCUCUUCGGUCAUGGAGGCAUUCCUUGACGGCAUUUCACAUAGAGAGGAGCCGCGGUCAAACCUGUUCGCUGCCUGGUCCUCGUAUAUUCGGACCAGUCUCUGGGUUUUUGGGAGGAUAGAAGACCCAGAUUGUCGCCUGAGUUUUAUGCAAAGCUGUAUCUUUCCACUCGUGGAGCAUUACGUUUUUUCUCCACCGGACCAGUCGAAGUGGAUCAUCCAAGAUGACGCCGCAGCCGGCCUCUGUGCGGAAUGCGUUGUUUCCGCUGCCAAAUCUACCGACCAUGAUGUAAUCUGCAAAUUGUGGGCAGGUCUAUCCGCCUCGCUCUCUGAAAAUAUAAAAUUAUCUGCACCAGAACAAUCCCAAAAUUAUCAGACCUCUCAAAAUUCGAUAUGUCUACAAUCCAGUCGAUUGUUUGGCCUGGAAUCUCAAGUUGUGGAUAAACUCAACGGACUCGAUGAUCUCUCGUUCGUCUCGAAGGUUCUCCAUGAUACGACUCUUGAUCUAUUCCAGACUGCAUUGCAAAUUCUGAAGUCCCGUAAAGGAAAACCUUACGGUGCCGCUGCAGUUAUUCAGGAGGCUAUUGCAAAAGUUCCACAAUUUAUAACAGACACAGAUACUCUGCGUUCACUUUUAACUGAAGAUAUCCCUAGCCUUGUGUCGUCGCCGUCUUCGUAUCAAUUGGUUUCUGUUCUCUUUGCAUGUCGAAACCAUGAACAAUUCCAAUUCGCCCUGAAGAAUUUAGUGGAUGCUCUUCAGACAUCAACCUUGGAUGCAGGUACAUUGCCAGGGCUGCGAGUGUUAUUUUCUUCCGCCACUGUAGAGGAUCUGAAUUUCCAUCCUCAAUUGGAAACCUUAACUAUGGGGAGACUGGAUCCAGCUCUUAACGGCGACAAGGAAGCCUGGGACGAUAUUGUUGUAAUCCUUGAUAAUGAUGCUUUCUCCGCCGGAAUCGCCAAUCGUAUCUUGAACCGUCUGGUGGAGAGCUUGUCGGUAGACAUCGUUGUGAUUGAAGUACUUCGUUCCCUCACAAAAAUCGUCAACAUGGAUUCAACCAAGGCUUUUGUCACUGGCCCAGGAGGCUCCAAACUGAUAUCUAAACUGCUAUUCCUUUCGGAAUCUGAUAACGAAGAAGUCGCGCAGCUCGCGGAUUCUGUUCAGUCGACUAUAACCUCAUUAACCGGAGGGAAAGCUGCGUCCAAACCAACGGUGGACAUCAUUCAGAGCAGCUUUAAUGAUGUCGGGAAAGAAUCGUUAUCCGUCGACACGUUAGCUACGAUUGCCGAAGAACUCUUGCAGAUUACUCAUGAAGAAGGAGGCCUAAGUAUAUCAAGCUUAUUUCCCAGUGAACAGCAAUGGUCAGCCGCCUUGCAGCCAUUUCUACAAACUCCGCCUCCACCGUCUCUCUCCAUAAUGAGUCCGCUUGGUGGCGCAGUAUUUCUUGUAGAAAGACCAAACGAAGAAGGCGAUUCCUCAUCAGUGCCUCGUGACUCAAAUCAGCUCACUUUAGCAGCUCGAUUGGCACUAUAUGUUACGAAAAUCCUUGAUUCAACCAAGCUGGAUGACAUGGAACCUGAACUGCAGACAACGCUAUUCUUGUACCUCCCACUUGUGGUUCAACUAAUUGACGACGAUUUGAAUGUGGAGGGUUCCACCGGAGUCUUGCCUCUGCACACUCCAGAAACCCGGGAUAUCUUUGCUAGUCUUGUUUCUGAAGCUAGACAUAUUAUAAAUCAGUGGGUGUUGGCACUGGAUGUUUCUAUGCCCCUAUCAGACAGUCAAGCGAGCACGAACGUUGUCGCCUUUUGGCAGAGCAAAUUGGAGGAGCUACAGGGUAAUACGCCUAGUGUGUAUCGAUUCGCAGACAUGUACACUAGGAUUUUGUCGGAAAGAGACGCUUUGGGGAAAACUACUUUCGCUGAAUCUUCUCUAGAGCUUUCGCAGAGACUCCAUAGCUCCUCCAACCCUUUCAUUAUGAUUGCCGUUGUCACAGCCUUUAAAACAUCUCUCACUGCCUCGCCUACAGUUGCUAAUCUCUGCAACCGCCUCGUUGCGCAAGCCACUGGGCUUGUGGAGUUGCCUGAAAUUGAAGGUCUCCAUAAGUUAACUACACUUAACGCUUUAACGCAGGGGGAUGGUAAAUUCGUCGCAAAUAUCCCAACUCAAAGAUUGGUCUUCCUCGUGAAACAUCUGAUUACAUGCCUGCAAUCAGGACGAUUAUCCCUGAAGCUGGAAACGGAAGUCCUGAAGACCUUGACCACUGUAUUGCCGCAUAUUAAAGAGAUAUAUGGGUCCCAUUGGACCGAUAUAUUUGUGCUCCUCGAGUCAUUAUGGCAAAGCAGCAAGGAGUCUGACGAAUACCUUCCAGCGUUACAUGCAUCGUUCCGUCUGUUCGCCUGCGUUAGAGAUCUAGCAACAGGCGAGAGUAAUGACGACCUUGAAGAUGCAUGGGCCGAAUCGCAAAAGGGCCUUGCGGAAGUAUUGAUCGGACUCCUCUCUGCAUUUGAUCCGUCGUUCUAUCCCGACAUGCCAUGGAGCAUAACGAUUGAUCUUCUUGACUGGCAAAUAAGGCAGAUCAACGUUGACCAUGUCCAGGACGUGACCGGCCUGUUCGCCACGCUUUCAAUCCAAAGUAAAGGUGUUCAGCGGGCAGUCUAUGAUGUUUUGCAUCGGAUUAUCCCUAAAUCGCAGGAAGCACUGUCUUUCGAUGUUGCUUUAUCUGAUGCUGUAGCCAAUCUUCCCGAUGAGCUAAUUUCGCUUCUUCUUGACGCUCCGUCUGCGAGUAUUCUGUCCGAUUAUUCCAUUCAGGAUGACAUUUGGAUGAGCAUUCGUUGCUACCUGUUGAGUUGGAAGACAGUUUUUGACCAUUUCGCCUUUUCGUCUUUACCUGUUCAAGAGAGCUACUCCGCCAAUAUUAAAAAAAACAAUUGCCUAAACCCACUACUAGACUUCACAUUUGACUUCUUACAGUUGGCGCAAGGGAAGCUCGUUGAUGCGUCCAAGUUUAAUGUUCGCUCGUUCGAGUUGGAUGAAUCGGAAUCGCCAGAGAAAGAAAUACAGUGGCUGCUAACUCAUAUCUACUACCUCUGCUUGAGAUAUUUACCCAACCUGACGAAAAACUGGUGGUUAUACAGUCAAAAUCGCGUAAAGGGACCAGUGGAGGCGUGGACACAAAAAUAUAUUUCUCCUGUGGUGAUAGAGGACUCGCUUCGAAGUGUGAUGGAAUGGCACAGUGCUCAAGAUUGGACCAACGAGGAGCAAGCACUCCAAGUUAGAGUGUCUUACAAGGCCGCCGAAAUCGUGGCAAGUAUCGAAAUAGACGAGGAAUCUCCCACGACAUCGAUAUCGAUUUCUUUGCCGCCUACAUACCCGCUGCUACAGGCCCUAGUGGUCGGUGGCUCUCGCGUAGCGGUCGACGACAAGAAAUGGAAGAGCUGGCUAUUGGCCAUUCAAGGUGUCAUCAUGUUCUCCAACGGCAACCUAGUCGAUGCUUUGCUUGCCUUCCGGAAGAAUGUCCAGGGCGCUUUGAAAGGUCAAGGAGAAUGUGCAAUCUGCUAUUCGGUCAUUUCAACGAAUAUGGAAACGCCGAAUAAGAAAUGCGCAACGUGUAAGAACACGUUCCACUCAGACUGUCUGUUCCGGUGGUUUAGGAGUAGCAACUCAAGCAGCUGCCCAUUGUGCAGGAACAAUUUCCUUUACUCGUAAAUGGAUAGAUGGGUGGGGAUUGGUUGCAUUUGGAGGUCAUAUGGGUGUUACAAGCAUGACGGCUGAUUAGACGUUAGAAAUCGGGAAAUGAAAAGCAAUGGUUCUCAGGAUCUUAGCAUUCAUGAUU
Messenger RNA from Coccidioides posadasii C735 delta SOWgp, 5106 nucleotides. RefSeq lists its product as uncharacterized. The record is from RefSeq and is a predicted model, not a curated record. Gene Ontology annotation, biological process: ribosome-associated ubiquitin-dependent protein catabolic process; rescue of stalled cytosolic ribosome. Gene Ontology annotation, molecular function: ribosomal large subunit binding; ubiquitin protein ligase activity; zinc ion binding. NCBI's taxonomy places the organism in Eukaryota, Fungi, Ascomycota, Eurotiomycetes, Onygenales, Onygenaceae. Gene Ontology annotation, cellular component: RQC complex; cytosol.